AUGGCCCAACGAGCGCAGCAAAUCGCCGGCCACCUCAACUAUCCCUCUGGCAUGCUAGCCGGGCAGACCGCCAUUAUCACCGGAUCAGGGCAGGGCAUCGGGGCCGAAUGCGCGCGUCUGUUCGCCAACGAGGGGGCCAAAGUCAUCGUGUGCGACGUCGACAGCGCCAAAGCCGACGCGGUGGCGUCGUCGAUCAAGGCCGCGACGCCCAACUCGGCCAUCAGCGUGCCCGGCGACGUGACCGACCCCAACUACUUCCCCGUGCUGGUCAAGAAGGCGGCCGAGUUUGGUGGCGGCAAGAUCCACUUCAUCGUCAACAACGCAGGCUACACUUGGGACGGGGUGAUUCACAAAAUGGGCGACAAGCAGUGGGAGACGAUGAUCGCCGUGCACAACACGGCGCCGUUCCGGCUGGUACGCGAGGCCGCGCCGUACUUCCGAGUCAAGGACGGCGAGAAUAGGUGUAUCGUCAACAUCAGCAGCACGAGCGGCACGCACGGGAAUGCCGGUCAGGCGAAUUACAGUCUCGCAAAGGCCGGCGUGCUGGGAUUGACCAAGACGAUAGCGAAGGAAUGGGGACCUCAGUUCGGUGUCCGCGCCAACACGGUUGCCUUUGGCCAUAUCAACACUCGUCUCACCCAGGCCAAGGAGUCGGGUGCUUUCAUCACCACGCCCGACGGCCAGCGCGUCGCCCUGGGAAUCCCGUCGGCCCAACUGAACGCCCGCAAGGGUGGCAACGAUAAGGCGUACGUGGAUAUCCCACUUGGGCGCCCGGGUAGCGCGACCGAGGCGGCGAGUGCGGUACUGGCCGUUUGCAGUCCACUCUUCAGUUACGUGAGUGGGCAGACUAUCGAAGUCACAGGUGGGAGACAGAUUUAA
Exophiala spinifera is the source of this 879-nucleotide messenger RNA. RefSeq lists its product as uncharacterized. Gene Ontology annotation, molecular function: oxidoreductase activity, acting on the CH-OH group of donors, NAD or NADP as acceptor. Lineage: Eukaryota; Fungi; Ascomycota; Eurotiomycetes; Chaetothyriales; Herpotrichiellaceae. The coding region runs from base 1 to 879 and encodes 292 amino acids. The transcript has 3 exons. The record is from RefSeq and is a predicted model, not a curated record.